AUGGCUGAGAAUCCCUACCCGCUAUACCCGACAGCCGUCGUCCUCCCGAUUCUCGCAUUCCCAUCAUGGAUUCUGGACAUCCCACCCGUGUUCUGGCACUUCUCCCAGGGCAACGUUGCCGCCGGAUCCUUCAUACUCUGGUUAAUCCUCGCCAACUUCUUCAACUCCAUCAAUCCGCUCAUCUGGCCCCGCGAUAAUGUACUGGACUGGCCAAAUGGCAGCGUCUACUGCGACAUCCACGCCCGCCUCCAAGUCGGCUUCUCAGUGGCCUUUGCAGCCUGCGCCGCCAUGAUCGCGCGAAAGCUCGCAAAGGUCAUGGACACGCGCAACAUUACUGUGACGUCGAGCAAGGCCAGCAGGAUUAGAGAGAAGGUUCUUGAGGUCGGAGUGUGCUGGGGUUAUCCGGCACUGAUGAUGAUCACCUACUACAUCGUUCAACCUGCCCGCUACUUCAUCUUUGGCAUCUCCGGAUGCGGUCCCAUCUACAAUGCGAGCUGGGUGACUCUCGUCAUCAGCUGGAUAUGGGCACCCAUCACAGCGUGUGCCGCUGCAUUCUUCGCAGGUCUCUUGAUCUAUCGUCUCUAUCGCUACCGACGGGAGUUCCACCACCUUAUCGCCGCUCGGAACACGACCAAGUCCCGCUUCAUGCGUCUCUUCCUUGUGUCGGUUAUCGUCAUCGUUAUCUACCUGCCAUACAACUUCUUCCUCAUAUACAAGUCGGCGAGUGAGAUCUAUGAGGUCUUUGACUGGAACGUCGUCCAUGGGCCGAAAUGGAACACCGCCAUCAAAGUCCCCGCGAAUGGCGUCGUGCGGUUUGAUAAAUGGGCCCAGGUCGCGUCUGGCUAUCUUGUGUUCAUCAUCUUCGGCACCGGCACGGAUGCGCAAAACACCUAUAAGCGCAUGCUGUGUAUUCUCGGCCUCGGAAAGAUCUUUCCCAGUCUAUACGUUAUGCGCGAGAGCGGCAUCUCGACCCCUUCCAGCGUCACUUUCGCCAAGGGCUGGGCUACCACUUUCUCCAGCAAGGCAAAGAGCCUCUUCUCCAAGAACGGGUCUGUCACCGAGACCCUGCCCAGCUCUACACGCAACAGCUCAGUGCUUCUACAUACACCUACCACUGCCGACUCUAUCGGACUCCAUCCUGUGUCAACUACGGAUCCGAUCCUCCAGCAACACAACACCACCACGCCUACCAACAACGGCUCUUUCUUCACCCGUAUCUUCGGUCGUCGCACUCGCCAGCCACUAGCCCUGCCCGUCUUCGGCAAAGGGUCCGUGGACGAGGAGAAGUCGCCCGCAGAUUCCGUUGCACCAGGUGUCCACGCUCGUGCGUGGGCAUCUGACGUGGUCGUUGGAGAAGCCAGUGGCAGCAACAGCGUACACAUCUUCCGCGAAGUCCACCAGGAUCGUCAUGACAGCAAGGGCAAAGACAAGCAGAGGGAGUCGGAUGCUUGGGCGACGAUCGACAUAUGUGGGAAUGAGCAGUUCUACCUUGGGAGACAUCCGGAUCUCUGCCGCUACCACUGGUCAGACCCUACCAUUUCAAACAGACAUCUUCGGAUCCACUGCAUUCUAUACGAAAAGGAAUCAAUCGCCAACAUCCCCCCAUUUGUGUAUGCGACCGACCUGUCGAGUAACGGUACGUACUUGAAGAAGAAUAACACCGAAUGCUCAAGCUCUCAAAGCGAACGUGGUGUUUUAAUGGGCCGCAAGAAUGGCUCCUUCCUUCUUGAUGACGGGGAUGAGUUGCGGCUAUCUGAGUCAGUCACACUGACCUAUCAUGAGAUGGAGUCGGCCAAAGAACACCAGUUGACUCCUACCCAACUACAUGAAAAAGCGCUGUUUGCCUCUCGGUAUCUCAUCACUGGCCGGCUGCUCGGGCUGGGUGGGUAUGGAAAAGUCCUCGUUGGAAUUCAUCAGAAGACUCAGCGACAGCUCGCGUGCAAAGUCGUCAACCUUCGUCUGCUCUACAAGAAACUCCCACCUCCCAAUCUGCGAUUGCCAACGAACGAUCGUGGCCAUGCCAACAUAACAGCAGAAGCACGGCAUAGGUGGCCAAGUCAAGUCACACGGUGCUUUCGGGAGUUCGACAUCCUCAAGGAGCUGAAUCAUCCAAACAUUGUCAGCAUCGAGAAAGUGUUCUGGAGCUCGAACACCAUCUACCUUUUUGAGGAACUCGUCACAGGCGGAGACCUCUUCUCAUAUAUCGAGUACAAGGGUAAUCGUCUCGAAGACGUGGAAGCAGCCGUAAUCGUGAGGCAGAUCCUGAAAGGGGUUGAGUAUCUGCAUGACCAUGAUAUCGUUCACCGCGACCUCAAGCCGGACAAUAUCUUAUUAACUUCGCUGGAGGACGGAGCCCGAAUCGUCAUUACGGACUUCGGAAAUGCCCGGUUCCUACCGAAAGACCGCAAUACAGCUGUCCUCCGAGAUGUUCCGAAGAAACGCAUGUUCUCAGUCGUGGGGACUCUGGAGUAUGUUGCCCCUGAAAUACACAAACUGAACAGAGCUAUUCCGAGCGGGCAAGGAUACUCUAAAGCUGUGGACAUGUGGUCAAUCGGUUCGAUAACAGCGACGCUCCUCGCAGGAGACGUGAUCUUUACCAACCGCGAGGAUCCUCAAUACGAUAAAGACCCCGCAGGAGUCAUCUUGGGGCUCUCCUCCAAAUGUGACAUCAGCAUUAUCGACGACAAAGGCGAUACUGUCUGGGGUACCGUAGGUAACAGACCGAAGGACUUCAUCAAGAAGCUUCUCGUCCUUGAAGAGGAAGAUCGUAUGACCGCCACGGAGGCUUUGUCUCAUCCGUGGUUUUCGAACGAAUGCCAUGCCGCUGAGUUCGAGGCACUUUACGAGCGGUCCAUCGCAGACUGGCAGCCUCGCCGCAGGAUCUUCCGUCUGAUUGAACCUAUCCGCGAGCGCUCUACCGACACUAUCAGCGGCCUUUCAGAAAGAUCAUCUAUACAUGAACCAGUGUCCCAUCACUUU
Molecule: messenger RNA, 2979 nt
Organism: Trematosphaeria pertusa
Lineage: Eukaryota; Fungi; Ascomycota; Dothideomycetes; Pleosporales; Trematosphaeriaceae
Product: Pkinase-domain-containing protein
Exons: 4
Biological process (GO): G protein-coupled receptor signaling pathway; protein phosphorylation
Cellular component (GO): membrane
Molecular function (GO): ATP binding; protein binding; mating-type factor pheromone receptor activity
Source: RefSeq, a predicted model, not a curated record